This is a messenger RNA of Acytostelium subglobosum LB1, 972 nucleotides long. RefSeq lists its product as hypothetical. Lineage: Eukaryota; Evosea; Eumycetozoa; Acytosteliales; Acytosteliaceae. The annotation marks the transcript as partial. The transcript is spliced from 3 exons. The record is from RefSeq and is a predicted model, not a curated record.
GUAAUAAUAAUAAUGUGUAGAUUCAUAUUUUAUUUGGGACUGCCUAUAAAGAUUUCACAGAUUGUUACAGAGCCAUCACAUGGUCUUGUACAACAAUCAUUGCAUGCAGAUAGCCCUGGUGUACAUUUGAAUGCCGAUGGAUUCGGUAUUGCAUGGUUCGUGCCAGAGAUAUCACCCAAUCCAGGUGUGUUUAAGGAUAUCACACCGGCAUGGUCCAAUGUCAACCUGCGUCAAUUGGCACGCGUCACCAAGUCUGGCUGCAUCAUGUCGCACGUGCGUGCUGCCAGUGCUGGCGCCAUCACCAACAACAACUGUCAUCCCUUCACCUACAAGAACUUCAGUUGGAUGCACAAUGGCACCGUAUCCUACUUCCCCAAGAUCAAGAGGCAGUUGAUCAACAUGCUCUCUCAAACAGCCUUUGAAUCAAUCAAGGGUACGACUGAUACAGAGGUAUUGUUUGCAUUGUUUAUAACAAACUAUGAGAUGGAGAUUGGAUACAAGACGGCAAGGAUUGAACAACAACACUUGACGACACCAGUGUACUCGACACAUUGUAUCACUGAGCCGGAGGAGGAACCCUUCCCUCUGACAGCAGACAACGCUCAGCUCUUCCCAAGAAUAAUGAGAAAGACAAUUCACCAAAUCCACGAACUGAUUCUGCAGUACGAGAUUGAACAUGGUAUCAUCAAGCUCAACCUCUGUGUGUCGGAUGGCUGCGCAGUCGUCUCCACGCGCUACAUCACCAGCGGGCAAUCCAGUGACGAUGCCCACACACUCUACUGGUCACGUGCCAAGGCGAUGGUCUGUGACAUGGGCCACACCCGCCUCACCUCAUCAGUGGGUGGCGAUGCAUACUCUCUAGUUAUCAGCUCGGAACCACUGGCCAAUGAUCUCCAGUGUGAGGCUGUCCCGGUCAAUCACAUGGUUGUUGCUAACUCUACUGGUGUCUUUGCCGUCGUAUCACUGAACUAA